UCAGUCAGUUUUCUUAUCUCAAUUUGCACGGUUCAAGACAGUACUUCAUCCGCGGACCCUUUACGGGGUUUCUUUUAACACGAAUACCACAUUAGAUUUUAAAAUAUUGAGUUGUGACAUAUCUUGUGCAAUUCGUGCAUAAACAGAUGAUUUGGUCAAUCCUUGUUGUCUUCAGCUAAUUACAAUUUAACUUAAAUAUAGUCAAGCAUGGACUUAACACUGCAGAUACCUAAGUGCUUCGUGAAGGUUGAAUUUCUAUCUUGAUCAUAUUUUUCUCCCGAUUUGCAACUUACUCCACUAUUUACCCCAAACCAUGAAGAAGAAUCGCAUGCGUAUCUAAGACAAUGGACUCGUUCUUAAAGUGGGUCUUUCGCGAUCUCGGUCGGUCCGUCUUCUCACGUCACAAUUUUCUAUUUGUACAAGACUCUAUGCGAAAAAUUACAGAGCUCUAAAGAAUCCAAGAAACCAGUUUCACAACGUGGAUAAUAGAUAUUUCAUUCGAUCUCUGUCUCUCCUCUUGAAAUAAGUGCACCAUUCGGUUUUUAUUGAGACCCGUUUGAAUGUAUUGGUCGGUUAAGUGUUUUGUUUUUCUUGUAAAAAAAUUCGUUAGUAGUUAAUUCUGAAGAUUUUUGUCACUAAUUUUGGAUUCUUCUAAAUUUGAUAAUUAAUACAUACGCGUAGUAGGAAAAACCUUAUCCUGAAAAAAAUAGUGAAUCUAAGGCAAUAUGUUGACACGAGACUAAGAGUUGCAGUGAAAGUAACAGUGGAAAUCUCCGCGAAACAAAAAAAUCUUUCAAAAAAUGUGCCAAAUAUUAAUAGUAUCCUAAUAAAAGUAGAAUUUGGAAAAGUUUUUAAUCAAAUUUGAGUGAGUUGAUAAUCAAUGUGUUCGUGUUUAUUGUAAAUUAGUGAAUAACGUGUGGAGAAAAAAGGGAUAAAAAUCAUGGGCCCCUCCAAAUCAAAUCUAGUAAUUUGCGGAUUAUUACUAAUAAUUGGAUUACUCAAUGCCGAAGACAUCACAUCGAACAGCGAAGAAGAUUCAAAAAUAACACCAUCACUUUCAUUAAUCACAUCACAAACAUCAACACCAUUAACGCCAACAGAUCUCGGCCUUUCGGUGGUUCCACUGAGUUCGUCGAAUUUAACAAGUAAUAAUGCCAUCAACUCGGAAAGUCAAUUAGAUACUUUGAGCCCGGCAAACUCAGAGGCGGGUGUGCGAUCCGAUGGAUCCACAACCUCCAAAUUCGAAGAAGCAUUGACUACGGUCAAGACUAACGAAGCGCUAGGUGGUGAGUCAACGACCUUGAGCCCCGAAAACCAACAGAAUUCACUAUCCAGCCAAUUUCUGCCUUUGACCACCGAACAGCAGUUGAGUACUCAGUUAGUGGAUCACGAUAGGAUCAUCUUCAAGGAUGAGAUGUCCACGCCGAAUAUAUUAGGAGGCGCGUUCCCAAUAAGUGAUAGCAGUAAUGAUGUAACAGAAGCGAAUUUAUCACAGGACAAUGUACGCCACUCACUGCCGCCUGCGCCUCCUUUGAUUCAUUAUUCAGAUAGAGAUAUGCCUCCGCAGGAUUCAAGAGCGCGCGCGUUAAAUAUGUCUGAUAAUCCAAUGGAUGAUAAACCAGGUAAAAAAGCCAUCGAUAAAGUGACGAUGGAACUAAGUGAUGUUAGUAUGGACGACGAAGAGGAGAAUGAACAAAACAAUGAGGCAAGGAACACACUAACCAUGAUAUCAGCUUCGACGAAUGAAUGUAAGGAUAAUGGAAAAAGUUACCAGAACGGCGAAAUGAUAAAUCGUGACUGUGACGAGAAAUGUAAAUGCCAUAAUGGAGAAUGGAUUUGUGAGCCACGAUGCACCGGCGCCUUCUUCAAGCGAGGACGUGCCAUAGAGGACCCUGCAUGCUUUGAAAAACUCUCACCUGAAGACGACUGUUGUGCUGUUAUGGUGUGCAGCGAUCAACCCGACCAAACAAAUGCCCCUCUCCUUCCAACGAUUCCACCUGUCGAGCCGGGCUGCAUGUUUAACGGAAAACUCUUCAGUUACCAUGAAAAACUUGAAAUCGGUUGUGAGCAAAUCUGUCAUUGCAUGGAAACAUCAAAAAUGGAAUGCAAUCCUCGUUGCCCACCAAGAAAUCAUACCCGCUCAGAACAAUGUGUGGUGGUCAAGGAUCCAAAGGACACAUGUUGUGAACUUGAGCUCUGCGACGUCACUUUAGAUGAUCACGAACAAACGGUAGCAACAACGACAUCAUCCACUGAGAAACUCGAAACCGACGAUUCAACCGGACCCUGUGAAUACAAAGGUCGACACUAUAAGAUCGACGAACAGUUUCAUGAUAGCUGCGACGCUCUCUGUAUUUGUUCCGAUGAAGGAGUUCAUUGUGCUAAGCUCCAGUGUCCAUCGAAUUUCGGUUUAGAUGUUUUAGACCCACAUUGUUUGCGAUGGGAGCCUGAACCAGCAACAUUCCGAGCGAUAGCACCCAAAUGUUGCCCUGAAAGGAUGCGUUGUGUCGACAAUGGCACUUGCAUUUACAAGGAUCAGACCUUUGAUAACUGGUCAGAAAUCCCAAGUAAUCUCACAGGAUGUGAUCAGCAUUGUUACUGCGAAGGUGGAAAGAUUGAAUGCCGGCCAGCUUGUCCACCAGUGCCAGCCCUACCACCUCCGCAUCUACCGUGUCAUCCAACCCAAGCGCGACUCGUUCCAAUUCCAGAGGAUGAUUGCUGCAAACAUUGGAGUUGUGUAUCCUCUCCAGACUUCGGAACUGGUAAACCAAAUAGCACAUCAGAUAAAAAAGCAGAAUUGAACAAAACCAAGGAAGAAAAAGAUUUAUCGAAUUCAGUGGGCCCAUUUUACCCCACCUUAGAUGGGAAGCCACCGAAGUCAGUGCCACAGAAACCAUCAAAGAAAGGAACAAACGAAGCCGGUGACAAUAAGGACACCAAAAUGAAGUACCCACAACCUCAGUUCAUUCCAGUCGGAACUGGGCCAGGAGGCUUUGGACUGAGUGGUUUUGGUGAUAAUACAAAUGAUCCUCAAGGCCCGGGAUUCUUUAAUCCUACCCUGGCAAAAGGACAAUUUGAUCCGUAUAACCCAUAUUCACAAAAUCCAAACACAAUCCAGGAUAAACCAGCACAGCCGGAUCUUUAUAACAUCGUUGGUCCAAACAAUCCAGCAAAUGUUCCACCCCAUGUUCGUAUUGAACACUUACUGCAACAUUUGCAAGGAAAUGAUCAAAACCCAGGACCAUUGUUACACUUACCACCCUCGGCAGUUGCAGGAAUUGAUAAGGAAACAUCAUUGUCACCUUCCCUAGGAGUACAAUCGCCGCAGACACCAGCUGCUAAUUAUCCUUUCAAUGGAUUCCCUAUUCACCCGAUUUCGCCUGAGCAAGGACUGCAACCGAGACCAGAAACAGGUCUUCCAUUUGACAAUCUUCAACCAGAUCUUCAGGUGAUAGCGUUGGAAGCAAUUGAUCCGAGAACUGUCCGAAUAGUGUUCACCGUACCACAAAUCUUUGUAAACUUACAUGGACGCGUAGAAUUACGUUACACCAACACUGCCAGUAAUGACACUAACACAUGGGCUUCACAAGUCUUCGCACCACCAGAAGAUCUCAUAGCCACUUCCCAACUAGAGUUCGAAUUGCCUGGAUUAGAACCGAACUCCCGAUACAAAGUAAAAAUAACUCUGAUACUGAGCGAUAUCAACUCCCAGCCAUCGAGUCAGAUAUACACUGUCACCACACCGCCAGAAAGGACAAUAACUCCUCCUCCUAAUGUUAGUGAUUAUCGUCCAGACUUCCAGGAUAUUUUCAAAGAUGUCGAUGAUCCUGAGCUUAAUGUUAGUGAGACGAACUCGACAUGGUUGCGGGUCAACUGGCGAAAAUUGGCAGAUGAGGAAUUGGAAUACGUGGAUGGUCUGCAAUUGCGUUACAAAGAAAUUACAGGAAUGAUUUAUGAUGCAACACCAUUGAUCCACCGCACUCUCUCCAGUUAUACCAUCGAGAAUCUGUUGCCUGAUACCGCCUAUGAAAUAGGGAUGUACUUUAUCCCAUUCCCUGGUCAUGGUGCUGAGCUUCGAGCAGGAGAAAUGAUCAAGGUGAGGACAUCCCCGAAGAUCGAUAUCUAUGGAUUCGAGGUGGUGGUUAACGUUACCAGAGUGAAAGCUACUAGUGUUGAAGUAUUUUGGACUGGAGUUCCCUAUCCUGAAGACAAAUAUGUUCACAUUUAUCGAGCUAUCUAUCAGAGUGAUGCUGGUAAAGAGGAUUCCAGCGUCUUUAAGGUGGCGAAGCGAGAUUCAACAACAGGAACUCUGAUUAUGGACUUGAAACCAGGAACACGAUAUCGGUUGUGGUUGGAAAUGUACCUUACCAACGGUCACAUUAAGAAGAGUAACGUGGUGAACUUUUUAACAAAACCAGGUGGUGGAUCAAUACCUGGAAAAGCAGGUAAACUCCUAACAGGCGGUGUCGAUGGCGGACCGACAGGUGAUUACUAUGGGCCCCUAGUUGUUGUAGCCGUGAUAGCGGCGCUGGCUGUAAUGUCGACCCUCAUUCUGCUACUAAUUCUUACAAGACGUAGAGGUCAUCAGACUGCUUCAAUCACGCCACCUCGAAAAAGCGAUGCAGUCUACGACAAUCCUAGCUAUAAAGUAGAAAUACAGCAGGAAACAAUGAAUCUGUAGCUGUAGCUUUUCAAAACCAACGCAAUGUGCACAAAUGUACAUAAAAUAGCUUAAAUCCGUCCGAAACGUGCUCAAAAUCGUGCAAAUUUUAUAAUAAAUUAUAAACAAAAGGACCAUCGUCAGGAAGCAAUCAAACCUUCUUAGUACCUUUCCGUGUAAGAGGACAUAUAAGGGCGCCUGAACGAGCAAAUCAAAAGAGAAAGUUUGGAAACUUCUCCAAAACUUUAUACAUUAGAUAUAUUCUUCCCAAAAACUGAAAAAAAGAUAUUCGAAUGUACGUACUAUGCAUAUAUUUACUGUUUUAGUUAUUGUAUUUGUUAUUUCAAACUAAAGAGAUACCCAUCCACUAUACCAUCUACCCAAUGCAUUAUACAUUAAAAAAGAACUUACAUUUAAAUAUUACCUGCCCGAUGAACUUAUUGGUUCAUCGGUCAUCCAUCCAAAUAAAUAAAAUAAUCUUAGUCCAAAAAAGCGAAAUCUAAAAAGAAUUUUGAGUCGAUUUUAUGAAUUCAAAAACGUACCGAGCUCAUUCAUGAUAUUUUCAACUAGACACUAGAAGGAUAUCGUAAUUUGUGUAAUUUAUUUUUAUUUUUUGUUAAUUAUAUUAAAUAAUUUUUGUAUGAUUUUUACUUUAAACAGAAAUAGAAGUGAAAAUAUUACCAUGAGACAUA
Molecule: messenger RNA, 5352 nt
Organism: Hermetia illucens (black soldier fly)
Lineage: Eukaryota; Metazoa; Arthropoda; Insecta; Diptera; Stratiomyidae
Gene: sas
Product: putative epidermal cell surface receptor
Exons: 10
Coding region: 941-4681 (1246 amino acids)
Molecular function (GO): protein binding
Source: RefSeq, a predicted model, not a curated record